AUUACGAAAACACAAGCGCAUAAAUGUCUCUCCGGGAUAAUUUCUUGAGAAAUGACUUCCACAAAUGAUGGAAAAGACGUGAAAAGUAAUCAAACAAGUGGCCAAAAAGGCAAGACAUAUUUUAUUGAACUUUACAAGUCGCUGGAGUUGCGCCUGAACGGCGAUUGCUCAGGCGAAGAGCGUACGCGGCUUGUGUGUGAGGCGUGGGGCCUUGAACACACACUGUGUCGGCAUUCUACGCCUACCACACAAACACAUCUGCUGUUCUGGCUUCAGCAACACACUGCACAUACUAUACUUCAGACAGAAUGGCAAGCCCCCACAAGUGAAGAGCAUCACAAAUGGCUAGAGGAAGCCAUCAAUGCAUUCAUCCACCAGUGUCGCGAGGCUGCCUCCAAGAGGGGUGGGGCCUUCCUUCCCUGGGAGCUUCAGCUCAUAACCAGGGCCCGAUGGUUCCUGACAGUGCUCCCUAAUCCAUGGGAGAAUCCUGUUUUGAAGGCCUUACUUGACGCUGACGGACCACAGCCGAAGGACCAAGAAGUUCUACAAUGGCUGAUCGAAGAGCACGGUGUGGUGUAUAUGUCGCGGCUCCGGCAGCUGGCCGCGACCAAGCGCUGCGUGGACUUGGCGCUGCUGCUGGCCACGGCCGUGCUGAACCGAGCGCGCUACAGCGCCAGGAUCGUGGCCGACGUCAUCCAGGCAGAGGAACCUAAAGACAAACCAGAGGUCCUCAGACAGGAGCGCACGUUCCAAAGCCUACUCUCCAAAGAAGCUGGAUUCACACAAGAAAUAUGGGACUUUAUCACGGACAUAGAAUUUGUAUUACAUUACAAGAGCGAGCGAGCGCGUUGUAUCGACCUGGCAAAGCUAACUCCACUGCGCAGUGGUUACCAGCUUGUGGCCCGAUUGCAAAAAAGGCUCGAAAGCUCGCCACAAUUGGACAAGAAAUUAUGGAAAAACGCUAAGGAUGUGGCCAUAAUCAUAGCACAGGUGGUGGUAGCGCGCUGCAUGGUGGUGCCGAGCUGCGUGGGCGUGGGCAAGGAGGCGCUGUUCCAGUGCGUGUACUCGCUGGCGCAGCUGCUGCCCGCCGACCGGCUGCCGGCGGCGGCGGCCACGCUGGCGGCGCCGGCGGCCUCCUCGCGCCACCUGCACACGCUGGCGCUCGCCGUGCACGCUCAGUGUAAAGAAGAACGUCUUCCGUUCGUCUGCUCGCUGUACGUUCGCGCUAUCACUGCCGGCAUGAACGAACUCGAGAAACUCAAAUUGGAUACUGAAAAGCAAUCCGAGGCUCGUGCUACAGAGAUGACAUUGUCGAAGUGGUUCAACCAGCUAGGCAGCUUACUGGCAGCCAGCUCCAGACUGAGCUGGGAGUGUGCCCUCACAGCGUUCUCCGUUCACCCGUCGAAGGCCAUGUACGAACAAGUCAUGAGGGCCCCACCAAUGGCGCCAUUGAUUAUGCCCGAUGUCCAAGAACAGGAACCGAAUACAAGCUCCGAGUUUGGAAGUUGGGCUACCGACAGCCGAACUCAGACUAAUUUGGUCAAAACGUCAGAAACAUUGAAACUCAAGCAAACUCAGAAGCAAGCCAAUGUUCUGUCAACCGCCAUAUUCGCUGAGGGCGAAGGCUUAGGGCUUGGGGCGGAUCUGUGCCAGGAUCUCGCGGUUCUUCUCUCUGGACCGCGUGUCAAGACUCUGUACUGGGACCUCGAUAGGGAAGUCCUCUUAGAAAACUGCCGAACAUACAUGGAGCGGACCCACAGUGGCACGCGUGCUCUGACUACAGAGUUAAAGUACCUGAAUCUUGACCCCAGCUCCUUUCAACACUUGCCUGAAGAAGAGGACGAAGACGAGAAUAAUGUCUAUUACGGGAUCGAGAAAGGUUAUGAACAUUUGGUGGAAUUUGAGGAACCAGAACCUGAAGAUAUUAUGUGUAACGAAAUUCUGACAGAUUAUUCAGACACUACAGAAUCACCCUCUAGUAUGAUAGAGGUUCCCAUGAUUAUACCGAAACGUAAGAAAAAGAAAAGUAAACCACAAAUACCUGUGGAUGAUGAAGUGGAUCCGCUUAGCCUUGGUACUGACACAUUAAUGGAGAAUAACGAAAGACCGCAAAGCAGUGAGAAAAUUAAACACAAAAGUAAAGAAAGGAGCAAAAGCAAUGUAAAGGUAGAUCACUACAAAGAACAUAACGAAAGCAAUGGAAUAUCCGACGAAAUAACUAAUGAGAUAAAAAUCAGGGCUAAGAAAAAGGAGAAGAAAGAACGUAAAAACAAAGAACAAGUCAGUAUAUCUGACAUUAAAAUCAAAGAACAGAAUUCUCAGUUUCCUACUAAUUUAUCAACAUUUGUUGGCACAAAAGUUGUUAGACCCACUAUGUUUGAACAUGAAAACCGGAAAACUGAUUCCAAUGGUAAUAAUAACAUGAGCAUUACUGAUAGUGACUACGAUAGUCAAGGAAAGUCAUCUAUUAAUUCAGAAUACAAUGACAAUGUUCGAAAUGAUAGUCCUUAUUCAAUAGGCGAUCAUAAGGCUCCUGGUAAAAUAUUAACAGAUUGCGAACAAAGAACUAGUUUUCCACCUUUCUCUUACUUGCCUAAUACUAAUCCAAGCCUUGUUAAAGACGAAGUUAAGAAAGGCAUACAGAAACUCAUAGAAUACAGGAGACAUAAAGUGUUAAAUGAAAAGUCAGUAAGUUUUCCUUCACCAAAAAAUCAAAGUCCUGAUUGUAGUAUAAAUCGUGAUUCUUUAAUAGAUAAAAAUAUUUGUAAUACCAAACUUUAUUCUGUGAGUAAUCCCAAAGGUCUUAAUGAAUCGAGUAACAUUUCUGCAGUCAAUAUUGAAAGAAAUUCUAGUGGAAUCACACAGUGGAAAGACACACAAACCCCUUCUUUUAAGGAGAGACACCAAAUAAAGAAAAGUCAACCCAAAGCUUUCAACCCUGAACAUCCAUCGUUACUUCUGAAUCAUGCUGUUAAUAAGUUGCCGGUUGAGACACCAAGUCAAAAAGAAUACCAACAAUUUUUACUACAAAGAAAAUGGGAUUCUAUACAAAAAAGAAAUAUAACUGAGUCUCAGAACCAAAUACAGUUUCAGGAUUCUUUGAAUAAGCAGUAUUUACAAGAAACUGUGCUGCCUAGAAAUCAAUUAUAUAAUUCAGACAAAACUCAAGACCUUUCAAAGAAACUAAACAUUCAACAAACUAAUACAAAUGAAUCAUCAAGUCAAACUCAGUAUCAUAAUUUUUUAAAAGAAUUGCAAGAUACUAUUAACGCUGGAACUAUCAAAGAUGUGACUCAUGCAAGAUCCUCAAUGAAUGCAUCUACUAAAAAAAUAAUACCGCCAAAGAAAGUUGAUAAUGCUGCUAAUACUUAUUCACGAUUAAGUUACAUGCAUAAAAACAAACAGUGUGAUAACAAACUUAAACCAGCAAAUAACCGAGUCACACAAAAGACUCCUUUAGUAAAUGUUGUCAGAGAGCAAAUCCAACACAUAAAAAAUCUUGACCUUGAAAAAGUGGCUAAUUUACAAUUAUCAGGCGAAAUAGUCAUCGCAAAAGUCGAAAAACCUAAAAGUAAGUGUACUGAUAAGAAUACGAAAGUUGUUGUGCAGAAAAUAGAAAACUUUAGUAGUGGUCAUCUAUCGUACUCACCGUUGAAUACCACAAUACUAUCAAAUAUGUUAACGUCAGAUAAAAAUAAAUCUGAUUAUAGAGAACUGGGAAAUGAAAUUAAAGUAGCAAAACCUUCAUCUAUACAGCCAACAUCGCGGCUGUCAGAGAAAGAUCAAUUUGAUAUUUUGUCAUUAUUAAAACAACAGAACAAGUUAAAGAUGCCCAUUACGAGUGAACAUACAAAGAAAAGUUCUACUGAAAUAUUUAGUAGUGCUACCCACCGUGCAGAUACUGAAAAUCUACACGUAAACCUUCAAAACAAAAUACCAAUAUUGUUAGAAAGCGAAAAGAUAAAAUCUUGCCCAACAACUGUAAUAAAAGCUACAAAUAACAAGUACGUAAAUAAUGGUCCAGAGUCAAAAAUGGAUCGUGUUAAAGGCAGUAAACAAAAACCAAGCCCUUUGGCAGAAUCCGACUGGAAAAGCGUCAUGGAUGAUCUUUUGGCACACAAAACCCCAAGCAGAGGGCCAAAUGCUCUCGAUAUUGUACUUAAUAAAGAUUCAUUUGAAAAAAGACCAUCUAAUAAUUUAAACUACCCGACAGUGAUAACAAGUCUUAAAAACUCCAACAAUGCCAAUAUUGACACUAUUGCAAAUCACUCUACUCAGGAUUCAUAUGCUAAAGCUUCUACAAGUACACGACAUUUGCAUAAUUUAAAAACAACGGCUAAUAUAAAACAAAACCAGUAUUUAGCACAAUGUCAGAGUAAGAUCAGUUCUGUUGAAUUAAAAAAGGCGCCAUUACAUAUCAACAAGCAUUUGCCUAGUGUAAUUCAAAAUAGUAACGACCCAUUCAUAUCAGGCAUACCAAAUUCUGACUAUGAUUUAUUAGAAGAAUUAAUGGAUGAUGACUUGCGCCAGGAAAUAGGGGAACUAUCAUCUGAUGACGAAACUUACCGCACAUCUAAUAUAAGUACAUUUAAACCGAAAAAUAUUCUCGACACAAAGGAAUAUAACCUACUGACUAAUAAACCAAACAUUGUGAUUAAUAAAGUAAAUACCGUAGCCGCUAGAAGUCCUUCAAAUUUCAACUCGGUAAUUAACUCUGAAUCAUUGAAAAAUUCACAUGAAACGAUGAAUUCUAUUAUUGAUAAAAGUGUGACACCAAAAAAUAACUGUCUUCUAAGAUCUACUAAUCCUAAGAAUCCUAGUUUUCAUUCGACAGUGGAUUUGAAGAUCAUAAGUAACAAAAUAACGGACGGCGCAACACAUGUCAAAAAGACGCCUCUCAGUGGAAAACUGGUUAAAAAUACUUCUGCAUCUACCAUGGAAGCAAAUGGGCCCAACAAUAGUAACUUGUAUGCAGACCCUAUUUCUCAUCAUAAGAAGUCUAUUAUUAAAACGUCCAAAUUAAAAACACAGAAUACAAAGAAAGACGUUUGCAGUAAUCUAAAUAUAUCUAAAGCAAUGGAUAAUAUUAAAAGUAAUAAAAUGCAUAAUGUUUCUGGAGCUUCUAAAACAGCCAGUUCCGCGAACCCUGCGAAAGUAGUAUUAACUGUGCCCCAAAGAAAUACUUCACAGAAUGUAAUGCUUAUCGGCUCCAAUUUAAUAUAUGAUUCAUUACCUAUGAAUCAGUCAACCAAUUCUGGAAAUUUAUCAGACUUAAACGGACAUACAUAUGUUGCUGUUAAUCAAGCGCCAAUUAAUGUAGCUCUGUUGCAUGCAUCGCCAUUGGUUGGACCUGCUUUGAGCCCUGUAAUUAUAGAAAGUUCCGUUACUUUACCAGUUAUUAAAAAAUCGACACCAACUUUUUCUCUGAACUUAACAUCAGUCAACUCAGACAAAAAUUGUAAAUGCGAAAAUCGUCACGCAAGGGAUAAAAAGACUGAAAUCAUUAAAACAAAGUUGAAAGAAAGAAAAUGUUAUAAUGAUAAUUUAGAACAGUCUAAAUUUAAAGUUACUUGUAGUAGAUCAAAGGAAGCAGGUAUGGAUAUUUUAACAGCAACAGCUAAUACGAUUACAAUUGGUUCGUCUCAAACGAGUGUAUUUAAUUCCACGAAACGAGAAGUUUCUAAUAUAUACGAAAAUUCAAGUUAUACCCAAAAACUCAUUAAUUUAAAUAUAAAGGCAGAUGAGGAUGCUAAUUUAGAUACACCAUGUGCCAUAAAUGAAUGGACUCCUAAUGUAGAUAUAAAGACAUAUGAGGCCGCUAAAGCAGAUAACCCAUGUUCCAUAAAUGAAAGGAUUCCUAAUUUAGAUACUAAAACAGAUGGGGAUGCUGAAGCAGAUAAACCAUAUUCCAUAAAUGAAUGUUCCAGAAAUGAUAGAAAUCCUAGUUUUGAUACAAAGACAGGUGGCGAUGCUAAACCAGAUAUACCAUGUUCCAUAAAUGAAUGGGCUCCUAAUUUAGAUAUAAAAACGGAUGAGGAUGUUAAAGCAGAUACAUCAUGUUCCAGAAAUGAUAGAAAUCCUAAUUUUGAUACAAAUACAGGUGGCGAUGCUAAAGCAGAUAAACCGCGUUCCAUAAAAGAACGGACUCCUAAAUUAGAUACAAAGACAGAUGGGGAUGCAAAAGCACAUAAACCAUGUUGCAUAAAUGAAAUGACUCCUAAUUUAGAUAUAAAGACAGAUCACGAUGCUAAACCAGAUAAACCAUGGCCCAUCAAUUAUAGGAUUCCUAAUUUAGAUACAAAGACAGGUGGGGAUGUUAAAUUAGAUAAACCAUGUUCCAUAAAUGAUAGAAGUCCUAAUUUAGGUACAAAUGCAGAUGGCCAUGCUAAAGCAGAUAAACCAUGUUCCAUAAAUGAAAGGUCUCCUAAUUUAGAUACAAACAUAGACGAUGAUGCUGAAGCUGAUAAAUCAUGUUCCAUAAAUGAAAGGUCUCCUAAUUUAGAUACAAAGACAGAUGAGGAUGCUAAAACAUAUAAACCAUGUUCCAAAGAUGAAAGUAUUAUUAUAAAUUCAUUACUAGAUGAGACAAUACUACAAACUUCUAAAAAGAAAACGGAUGGGUUAAAAGAUACAGAAAUGAUAAAUAGUAAACGUAUAUUAAAAAACAAUAGCAAUCGUUGUCAUGACAAUACGAUUGCUCUUCCUUAUACUUUAAUUAAAACGUCAAUGCUGAACGAAACAAAUGCAAACGAAAAUGAAGAAACAGAAAGAAAAGAAAAUAAAUUUAAGAAUACAGAAGAUCAGAAUUACAGACGUUCUACCAGAUCGAGGAAAAAAAUUGCAAAUGAAACCGACUUAUACCAAGAAAAAAUCAUGAAUAAAAUAAUAAAAGUAAAUCCUUGUACAGAUACCACAAGUACACAACUGGUUCAAGAAAGCAGAAACGUUAAUGAAGAGGUAAACAAUAAGUGCAAUAAGCCAAAUUUAACUACUUCAGAUGAAAAUACAAAAAUAAAUGAACACAUAAAUCAAAAUAUCGAGAUUUUAGAAAAACCUAAUAAUACUGACCACAGUUCUAACGAUAAAAAAGUUAAAAAAUCAUACCAAGAUCCAAAGUUGAGUAAUGAUAGUAUUACUGAUACUAACGCUAUUAAACGAAAUAAUGAAAUCAAUAUUCUUAAAUGUAAUACUGAUACCAUACUAUCUCAUCAGAAUUUAUGUAAUGAUAACUCAAAAAAAGGACUUACAGGAUCUGCUAAAGAAAAUAAUGAAAACCAGAUUACAAAUGCCAACAAAUACCCGCAUUUGCCAAAAGAUAGAAAUAUCGUUUCUGCUGCCAAAUUUCCGCCAGACAAACAAAUGAGUUUUUCGGAAGAUUUAAUUAAAAAUGGAAGUGAAUCGAAAGAUACAUAUAGUGUCGGAAUGAAAUUAACCGAAUCUGCUGAUAUCAUAGUUGUUGAUACCGAUGACGAAAUAAAAGCAGUUAUUCCGAAUACGAUUAAAAGUUCUGUUAAUUCGUAUAAAAAUAAACAUCCUAUAAUUGGACACAUGAAUACUUCCAAACCUCAUAUUACUAGAAAUUCGGAUGAAUUGGGUAUAAAUAAAAAGCCUUUGGUCAUAAACAACUACACUCCACAUGAACAAAAAACAACCAAAAGUACAGUUAAAGAAUCAGAUGAAUUGGCCAAAAAUGUUAGUGUUGCACAUAAACAAAAGGUUUCUUACACUGUUGAUGAUGAUAAUAAAGACAAAGACAAUAGAAUGCUAUUAACAAGGAAAACAUCAAUUGAGGCAAAAAAUAAAGAUGAAGAAGUUCUUGGUAUUAAGAAACCAGAAAUAAAUAUGGGAGGUAAAUCAAAAAAUUUCAUUACUAGUAGUAUCGUAAAUAAUAUUAACAGUUUACAAAAAGAAAACCUAGCUGACGGAAAACUGUCCAAAGAAGAGUGUAAUAGACAAAAAUCUCACUUGGGAAAAAAGUCAUGUAUGGUAAAUGAUCCUGACUAUUCAGGUGCUAAGAUUACGUUCGAAGAAUUGCCUUACGCUGGUAACGAUCCACUUAAGAAAUGUGUUAGAAUUAAACUUCCAAAUGGAAACAUUUUUAAAGCUACAAUUUCCGGAAAAAUUGACAUAAGCGUUGAUUCUAUACUUAAAGAUCCAACUAUACAAUCAUUACUUUUGAAAAAUAACCAAAAGAUAAAAUGCACUUUACAAAUAAAUCAAUACAAUAUGAAAAAUAAAAAGAAUAUUUUAAAUACAGAAGUGAAGAAUAUAAGCUGUAGUAAACCAGAUGAACUACCUCCGCCAAUUACUACAGAGACUAUUGACUUAAUCAGCGAUGAUGAAGAAGAUAUCAUUCCUCAAAAAUUCAAGACAGAAUUCGGAAUCUUUAAUACUCCAUCAUUAGAUCAAAAUAUACACACAAAACAUCAAAACAAAUUAUCUCAGAAGUGUGUAGUGCUUUUAGGAAGAUGUACGUUGCCGCAAGAGUUUAUGCCAAUAGACUUACCAAACAAUAGUUCCAGCGUACCAGUUAUAUAUGAGGUGCCAAGUGUUAAUCUGGCACCUACUCUCCAGAAAACUGCAACUGAUUAUAUAGAAAUAGACGAAUCAUCAAACGAUAGUGUUUCCGUUAUCUCCUCUGUGACAAAUACUAAUGAUAUUAAUAAAGUAAAAGUUGAUGAACUUAAAAAUUUACUACUUAAAGAACUUGGUGUAGAUAUUCAAUCACAAAAUCUAAAUUUAACAAAUGAAAUUGAUAAAAAUAUUCAAGAAGUUCAUCGUAACACGUCUUUUACUCAAAUAGUAGACCUAACAGAUGAAAUUGAUAAAACGUUUGAAGAUGGUACUGUACCAGCUCAACAAACAGAACGUAAGGCGAAACAAUGUUUAUUAAAAAUUAAAAAAUGCGAUGACCUAGUUAAGAAAAUGAAGAUUAAUAUUCAAAAAUGUUAUGUCAAUUUAGUAAGAUGUGACGAAUCCAUACAAGGUUUUGCAAAUAAAGGUAACUUAAGUGCUAAAAAUAUGGUUAUUAAAGAAUCAACUGAUGCAAGUCAACGCUCAGAAGAUAGCGCCAUGCUGCAAGAAACAAACGAACAAUUAAAACGAAGUGAUUCAAUAUCAAUUUUAAACGACCUGGAUGAUUGUACUGUCUAUCCUUUACCAUUAUUUGAACCAAUGUCACCGUCACUGAUUAACGACUUUGUAAUUCCAUUAAACAUUAUAAAUAGUACUAAUAUCUCAGCUGAGUUGGAGAAAUGUGAUGCUGAUUGGUUUAUAACAAAGUCGGGUAUAAACAAGUGUAACAAUAGCUUCUUAUGCCAUGUCCCGCGAAACACGUUGAACAAAGUUAAGGAAUGUGAAAAAGAUGAGGAUACCUUGACUGACUGUGAAAGUGACCUCGAUGUGAGUUUUUCAGUAAGUGAUAGUUUUCAAGUACCUAGUCUUUUUACACUUACCAUGAAUUUUCUUUUCGAUUCCGAUAUAAUUUAUGGACUAAUGUACUCGGAUUUAACAUCAAGAAAUGUAACGAAUUCUUCAUCAUUGAAAAGGAAAUCGACUGAGACAGAAGAAUCAGGACGUGAAAGGAAAAUUUCUAAAAAUAAAAAUAAUUUUAGUUCUAAAAAUGCAUGUCCUGAAACAUUACCACAAAUUUUAGAAACUACGUUACCUCUUUCUACAUUAGAACAGGGGAAAACAAACGGAAAUUCAGUAAUUAAAACUGAAAUGAAAGAAUAUCACAACAAAACAAAUAACUUAAAUGAAGAUACAAAAACCAUAAUCAUGCAGAGAAAAGAGAUAUCCUUGAGUCAAGCAGCAAAAAACAUAUUAGAAUGUGCUAGUGAAAUUGAACAACCUGUAAUUCAAACAAUAAAACUUAAUUUAGACGUAGGUCACCGUUUUAGUAACAUUUCUGAAAAUUCAACUAUAACAAAAGAAAAUACUUUAUUCAAUAAAAACAAUUUAGAAAGGUAUGAUAAAUUAUCGGAAAGCGUAAAAUUUGUAACACGAGGAACGAGUUCUGUCGAUGUUUCAGAAAAUGCAACAGCAGAUAACUCUGGUUUGAAUGUUAUUAAACAAACAACAAAUGUUAGUCUUAGUGAUAAUAAAAAAACUAUUCGUAGUCCACGACAGGACUCUGCUAUACACCUAGAUUCUUCAGUAGAUAAUAAUGUCGAGCAAACUAGCACCGUAUAUAAUUCAAACGCUCAAACUAAUAAUACAACAAAAAAAGGAAAAACUGCUAUAACCGUGACGAAGAUACCUGCAAAUGACUCCAUGACUAUAAUGGAUAUCAAAAGAAACAACAAUUAUGUUCUGGAAUGCGAUGAAAACUCAAACCAAUCAACAGAAACAGAACUAGAUCACUCUAUUAAUAGAAAAAUUCGAGCUGAUGAGUUGAGAACGGAUUUACCUAAUCCGGAAAUAUCGGAAGAUGAAAAAUUAACUGAUGAUUUAAAAGAAACUAAAAUUAUCGACAUACAUAGUUCCGAAAACUUAAUACUACCACAAACAAAAUUAAUAAUACCAAACACAGAGUCUAUCUUACAAUCAGAUUCAUGUAGUCAUUCAACUGAAUUGGACCACAAAAGCCAUACUUUUACUGAGGAAGCCAUUUCGAAACCUGCUUUAGUAACUACUGCAUGCAACAUCCAAUUUGAUUUACUCGACUCGAAUGAAGUAAUUCCCGAUGUUAAGAUAAAUGACGUAUUAAAAUCGACGCAACAGGAUCAACUAUUGGCCAAUAAUGCGAAUGAAGUCGGAGUGUACGACGAUAUCAUAGACAAAAACAAUAAAAAUAUGCUUAAACCUGAUAAACCUAUACAACUACAAUUAACAUUGCAAGAUAGUACAGAUGAAACUACACACAUUGAGUGUAUUAAAGAUAUUGAAUCUAAUGCUAAAGGAACUGGGACAACAAUACUAAACGGAACGGACGGAAACAAUAUUAAAUUAGAACAAUCGAUGUCAUUAUCUAAUUUAAAUCUGAGUUGUGAAACGAAUGUACCGGAGGAUGAAUUAUUUAAUAAUAUAUUAUUUAAGAACAACGAAGAGAAAGAAUCCCGUGUUUUGCAAGUUCAGUCGGAUUUGGUUUUGAAUUUUAAAGACGAUGCAAAUUUACCAGAGAGUGACACUAUUACUAAAAUAAGUACCCAGCCCAAAUACGUCCCUACUGAACUCGAAGAAAACGAGAAUGUGAGAGAUAAUUUGAAAAUAAGUAAUAAGUCUUCAAACACCGCGGUUUUAAAUUUGAAAGAGGAUACAAAUUUACCAGAGCAUGAAAGUAUUUGUCAAAUGAGUAUCAAGUCCAAAUAUAUAUCUAAUGUACUCGAAGAAAACGUGAAUGUGAAAAAUAAUUCGAAAAUUAGUGAGCUAUUUUCUGACACCAUCGAUUUAAAAUCGAAAGAAAAUGCAAAUUUACUUGAGAGUCAGAGUAUUUGUAAAAUGAGUACCCAGACCAAAUAUGUACCUAAUGUACUCGAAGAAAACGAAAAUGUCACAGAUAAUUCGAAAAUGAGUAAUCAAUCUUCAGACAACACGGAUUUAAAUUUAAAAGAGGAUGCAAAGUUACCAGAGAGUCGCACUAUUUGUACAAUGAGUACCCAGCCCAAUGAGUACGUACCUAAUGUAAUAGAAAAAAACGUGAAUGUGACCGAAAAUUUGAAAAUUUGUAAUCGAUCAAUACAACAAUUUGACAAAACUGCACGACCUUUAAACGACUUAAAACCGAUGUUAAUAAAAAAAGAGAAAGCCAAAGAAAACGGCGAAAAUGCAGGUGAAAUAUUGCAACUACCUGAAAAAAACAGAAAUAUAGAAUCUGAAAUGACAUAUCUGAAGACUUGCAUUAAUAACGACAGUGAUAUGAAUAAAAAUGAUUUGAAAAUGGAAGAAAGUUUUACCUGUAAUAAGGCAAAUAUUGAUAACGGGAAAGUUUCCUAUUUGACGUGUUCUUUAAAAGAGUCCGAAGACACACUCUCAAAUACUUCUGAACUCAUAAAAAAUGAAAAUGCGUGUAUACUAUUUGAAAACAAAAUCAUUGCCACCGAAAUCAUUGCCAAAGAAUUGAAUGAAUACGAAUCAUUGAAUAAUCUAGAAGAAUUGCCGAUUAAUAACGUUAAAAUUAAAUACGCAAAUAACAGUGAUGCCGAUAAUUUAGAUAAUCAAGAAAAAAAUCCAGGAAAUAAAAUAGACGCUGAAGCUGAGGUCGUGCAGAAGAACGAGAACUGUGAUGGUAUUAUCAAUAACAUACAUUCGGAAACAGAUAAAUAUAGAAAUAUUCAUGAAACAUCUGCGAUUUCUGUUUGCACAAAGAAUAAAGAAAUUUUAACAUCUCUAUACGAUACACGUAACUUGGUGGCUGAGAUAAAUGUAACUAAACAUCUACAAUUAUUACAUUUGAAUCAACAUAUAGAAAUUAAUGAAAAUUCAUCAUUAGAAUGUGGUAAAGUUAUUGAAACUAAUUUAUCUGUUGAACCUGAUCAAUAUUAUCCGAACGUUAAUACGAAAUUAGACUUACAAAAGGUAGAUGUUGAAGAAAAUAUAGAAAACAAGUUGGGUGUUGUAUUCGAUAAAACGCGUGAGAAAUUUGAAUUACAAGCAACAUCCCAAGUAGAUAAAAUAAACACGCCAUGUUCAAUUCCAACAAUGGUAGAAGGAAUUAUUAAUUCUUCAAAUGAGGAACCUAAAAUAAAUGAUCAUAUCGAUUUUUUACAGUACAGUACGAAUCCUUCAGAUAAGUGUCCUUCAGAUAAAAUUGUUAAUGUUCAGUGUUCCAAAUUAGAAAAAGAAAUCAAUUGUAAUUUAAUACCACAUGACUUAAUACGUAAUAAUUAUACCGAUGUUGAAGAUCCGGAAACUUUUGGAAAGAAAGAUGAAAUCAUUUACCAAUCCAAUGAUUGUACUAUACCUGAAGUUAGCAAUAAACAACAUAAUAAAACUCACAAUCUAUCUGCAUCUGUUUUUUUAAAGGAACAAAGUGUAGAUUGUGUCCUUGAAUCUAUCAAUGAUAUAUUUCAGGCAAAUACAGGUAACGAAUAUUCUGAUACUACGGUACAGCUGGAAAAAAUAUUAAAUGAGUGUACAAGUAAUGUAACAGGUGAAAAAGUAGCGUCAAGUACAGACAAUGAUAAAAAUGUAACACUGGUAUAUAAGGGUGAUUCGAAUGUAAUAUUAAAAGGUUCCAUUUACGAAGAUUCCGUGAUAGGGACAUGUUAUGUCUUUCCUGUGAUUGAUAAAAGUUUGUUGUCACAAGACUUGAAUCAUAGUAAUAUUUGUGACAGUAAAACGAUUCGAGUAAUAGAAUCUUUAAAAAGCAAAGCAAAAAAGCAAGCAUUAGAAGAUAGUGAAGAACGGCAUGGAUUGGAAGAUGUACAUAAUAUUGAAAAUUUCAAUGUGUUAUUACCAAAAUUAACGUACUCAAGACAGCGAGUGAAAAGUGAUAGUAUAAUAAAUGUAGGCGAUAAAAGAAACAGGAAAACCUUAAAACGUAAAUACAAUAGUCAUGACGGUAAACUUCAUGCAAAACGAUAUAGAAACGGAAAAAAUAUUGACUAUCCAAAAUUUUCUGUAACAACAAUGCUCGAGUCUGCGUAUAGCAAAGAGUAUAAGCGCCUAAUGGAUUAUUGUACGUCUAUAAAAUUUUCAUAUUCACGGCCAUUUCAUAAAGAUUAUAUUGAUGUACCUGACAUAGUAAAAUCUUGGCCUAUUAAAGAAAAAUAUGUAAAUGAAACCGAUGGCACAGAUUUUGAGUACGCCCUUUUUGCUGAAGAGCAAUUUGAAAACAAGGCUCCUCUCGAUCCUUUGCAGCAUACUCUAGCAGAAGAAAUAUCUCAAUUUAACGAACAGCAUUACACUAGUUGUGAUAUUAAUGAAAAUAAUUUUAGUAUGGGUUUUGGUGAGAGGUCCGACAGAGUUAUACAGAUAUCGGAAGAUAAAAAUAUUUUUUCAAAAGACUCGGCUGCGACUCUGUCGGACGUAAAACAUUCUCAGCCGUUUUUAACGCUGGAUGAUUAUGUCGAUUGUGACAAAAAUCAAUUGAUGUCUCAUAAACAUCAAAUGGAAAUUCUGAAACGCUCAGUUUCCUACAUUCAAUUGAGAGAUAAAGUGCGUUCAUUUUUCAAAAAGACAACAGAGGAAUUGAAUUACAAUUGGCUUAUGGACAACAUGAAAAACGAAUACAAAAACUCAUACAACAACAACUCUUAUUUUAGAGGCUUUCCCUAUGAUCUUAUUAAUGCGGACUUUAUUGAACCGGCUCCAAUUGAAGCAAUAGUACAAGUGGUUCAAGUAGGCCAGUUACCAGUAAGUGCAGCAGCUCAAAAUCCUAUGACGUGUGAUCCGCGUGUAACUCAGGUUACAGACGCUAGCCCUCAAUGUUCGAUUGAAAAUAGCCCACAUGAUGAUUCACACUCACCCAUUAAGACUGAAUAUACUGAAUUAACUACUGCAGAUCUUAGUAUGCCUUUAGUUCACGAGUAUGAUCGUAUGGAAUCACAAGCUUCAAAAGUACCAACUAGUCAUCACGAGGACAUUCCAGUGGAAACGGAAAUAACAUCAAUCGUUAAAACCGAAAUCACAGUGGAAUUAUCGCCGUUAAAAGAAGAACCGAUUGAUUACAAUGACGGUGACGAUUUACAGGCUUUAGUAAAUAAGCACAUAAACAACGUCGACUAUUCAUUUGAUUCAAAUGAAAACAGUAUACUGGAAACGCAAUCAAAUAGAGAUAUCUCUUAUGAAACUUUGGAAAAUAAUGAGGCGGAUUUCUCACCACAUGUCAAACAAAACGGUUCAUCCGAAAAAACUGAUCAAAUCGCCCAUGCUAUGAAUGCUGCUGGUAUAACAACAACAGAAACUAUGAUAAAUACAGACACGCAUGAUUUAGUUGAUAUGCUGUCUCAUAAAGAUUGCCAGGCUCCUGUUGCUAAUAAUGCUGCUACUGGAAAUAACUAUACAAAAAGCCCUAUAAAUGCUAUGACAUUACAACAAGCACUCGCACAAAUAUUACCCCCACCACUAAAUCAGACUAAUAUUCAUGAAAAUAACCAAACGAAUGCAACUUCGUCGGCGGUGACUUCUCAAGUUCUACAUAUUGUACAGGGUAAAAACACAAACGGGAAUCAAAUAACCUUAGUAGAUAACACGCAAAAUUCCGUCAUUAGUAAUUCAAAUACACCUGUAUUACAUAUAGUACAAAACAAAGGAGCCAGUACAAAUUCAACAUCGAAUGCGAACUCAGGAUCGCAUACAAAUUCUUACAGUGGACUGUCUUUAGUAGACGCAGGACAAGGAAGUAAUCAGCUCCUACAUAUAGUGAAUACUGGAAACCAGAAAAAUAAUGCGGCAGGGCAGCUAAUAAAAAGAGUGAACCUUUUGACAAAUAUUCAGGGGUCUAAUGAACAAAAAAUGGUUCAAUUUGUAUGUAAAUCAGCCGACGGAAAGUCUAUUCACCUUAAUGCCCCACAUCAAAGAAGUAUGGUAUUGAGAUUACAGCCUAUUGAAUCACCUAAUGUUCAAGUUAAUAAUGCAAAAACAACGGAAUCUCAGGAUAAUGUGAAUACGAGUCCGACGUCACAUAUAUCAUCAUCGUCGAAUAAGGACUUAACGAAUGCACAAAAUGAAAUAAAGUCUCGGUCUGUGUAUGAAGAAAACUACGCAAAGUUUAUUCAAAAUUCUUCUGGCAAACCUGUAGAAAAAUCUACUAGUUUACCAAAAUUUGGUCAAGCUUUUGGUAAACAAGUCUUUCAGGAUGGCAAUCAAAAAGGAAAUGAUGUCAAUCAUUCAAAUCAUUCUAAUAAUUCUAAUUCUGAAAUUUCAGAAUGUCAACCUAAUGACAACUCUGUGAACCUGGAUCAUAUUGGGCAUAUAAACAGCCCACCGUUAUUACUCAGAAAGUCUCCAUCGUCGGCUCAAACGCAGCCAUCGCAAGCGAAUUUAGUUCAACAAAUUAAACAAAGUAUUGGUCCCAUGAAUAUACAAACAAUGCACGGUGGCGUCAUAUACACAAGACAAAUACCCGUCAACAUAGGCGGUGGACAGACAAUCAAUUUAAUUACAGUUCCUAGCACUGAACUAAUUGACGACAAUAACCAAAAACAAAAAGGUGACCUUAAGUUCGUCGGUCAAAGUGAGCUAGAUUCUCCAAUCAUAAAAAUUGUACCGCAGAAUCAAAGCACACCAAACGCAGAAGGUUCGCACGACGAUAAUGGCAACCAAACUGGGUUACCGAGCGAGAACGCUCAACCUGCCCCACAUCAACCUGUAUUAACACAAAUGCGAAUAAAAUUGCCCAUGCUCAGUAAAACCCCACAAAUGGUGUCUGGGGCGAGGGUAGUCCGGCCAUCUUUCUUUCAAAUACAACGUAACGUCAUCGGCGGUGCAAAUCAACACGUCUACCAACAAUUGGUUCUCACAGCAGCUCCAUCGCUGGGCCAACACACCAUUCGCCUACCGCAGACUCAGGCCAACAGGCAAACCACAAAAACACCUACAGACGGUCAAUCUCCUUCAGAACCUCAAAUGAGUUCUUCUACACUCGAACAGCUGCGAGAAUUUGAUAUGGUAUUGGAACAAGUAAAGGAGAGGAGCACAGUCCAACCCAAUUCAAACUCGAAUACUAACUUUACUAAAUUGCUCACUCCGACUACGGACACAACCGACGGUUCAAUUCCGACUUCUACGGCGACUGAGUCUACGCAACAAGUGUUGUAUUCAAUCGGAUCGGAUCAGUCUUUAAACGUGGCGUAUAUUAACAGGAAAACAGUUGCCGCCGCCACACCGACGACGUCAGCUUUUGUCCGCUCCCCCGAUUCAUCCGGAAUUAUAGAUUCACCAUCAUCUUCGCACGCACAAAUUCCUCACACUGUCACUAGUGAAUCGACAUUAAAUGAAGCCACAGCUCAACCGGCCACAAAAUCAAAAGUUGGUUCUAAAUCUAAACCGAGAACAAAAACCUCGAACCCGCCGCACCAAAUGAAAAUUGGUAUUCCGCCUAAACCUACUCUGAAACCACAGGAAGACGAACAGACCACUCAACGGAUUCUUUACAUACUAGCGGAGUACAAAGAACAAGUGGAAAACUCUCCGGACAAAGAUAAACCUGCACCACGUCGGAGGACCAAUCCGCCUACCAAUCCGGGGUCGUCGAAGCGCAAAAAGAGCAGCAGUUCUCGGCGUUCAGGCACUCGGGAGAUGAGUCCCGUCGACGACUCGUGCCGCACCAUGGGCUCUGAGGACAGCAGUUGCGGGACUUCCCAGGGCGACUGCAAUGAGAGCUGCCGCGACAGCCACUCUCCCCAGGACAGUCCACGGAAAGUCGCCAGGAAGUUGACGUUCGAAAAUGAAACCUCACCGGCCCCGCAACCCAAACCGCAGCCUCAACGCAACGUGAUAGUCGCCGACGGGCAAACGAUAACGGUCGCGAGGGGAACGGCAGGCAAGCCUACCACAGCUGUGUUGAUGCCGGCGAACUACAUCCUCCCCGUGUCGAUGGUGAAAGGUGGUCAGCAAAUAGCUAUUAUGACGAACCGCGGACCGAAGUUGCUAACAGUCGCAGGCGGUGAGGGGGGCGCUAAUGCGUUGCUUCUGCAGCGUCUAAUCGGGCCGGGGGGGCUUAAGCCGAUGCUGACGCGGCCCGGGGUCCGUCAACUCCGCUUGCCCACAGCGGCGUUGCACAAUCUUCAAGCCUUCAACUUGACCACCGCGACGACCGUUCAGCCGCCGGACAGCACCGCGUCUCCCGCUCCGGCCUCAACGCCGCCCGAGUUGGUGGAGACGCGGGCGCGGAGCUCACCAUGGACCGACCGAGAGCAGGACGUGAAGCCCGAACGCGACAACAGUUCGGAAGGCUCCGAGCCGUGGAACCUCCACGCCACCGCCGACCCCCACGACUAUUCGUACGAAGAGACUGUUAGAACGGACAACAUGAACAGAACUGUGCUCGAAGCGAUCCCAGAUCGAUACAGUCCCGAUAUGGAGGCGCAAAGGAUAUUUGAUAAGAUGUUCGAUGUUGAGUCGAAAAAGUCGUACAUCGAUUCGCACGACGAUUCGUCCCGUUGCGCAUACGAUAUUGACGCGUCCGAUUGCGACGAUAAGGUCUACCACCAGGUGGUCCACAAAAGGGACGGCUCGUCGCAACGUCACCACAGACUAACGCACGUGUCGGCGGCCGCUUUGAGGCACAAAUACGCCAUUUUGGAGCACGAGCUACGAUUACAGAAAUCUUUGUCAGAAGAGUGCGAAGACCUCGGCGUAGACUCGCCGUCCGCCUCGGAGCUGUUCCCCGAGGCCGAGUUGCUGUUCUCGUCCUCACCGGCGCACGAAGCCGCACAGCAUUCGCACACGCCACAACCAACCAUCCUCAACCAAAGUGGCAUACCGCAGCCCGAUAUAGACGACCAGAUAGCAACGGACGAGUUACUCCAACAGGAGGUCCAUGAGGAACAACAGGAAGAGUUGGACGUGACCACCCUCGGCCUGGACGAGGGCAUAGUGACUGUGAAUGAGGACGGACAAGCCACUAUAGCAUUGGACCAAGAGGAGUUUGCUCGGUCUCAUCCUAAUACCACCUUCCAUAGCGAGCCUACGGACGAAGGGGAGAUUCAGCAGCCAUUUACAAUAACAGGCCUAAAAGGGCGACACAUCACGUCAACAAUAUUCCACGCCGGCCGAGCGCCCGCCACAGUGUUGGUCACCGCGCCCCAGGCGACCGUCAUAUCGCAGGCCAACCCGGACAACACCGUGCAGAACAAGUACAUCAACCAAAUCAUCAACCACUCGGGCACUGUCACGCAUCAAAACCUCAACCUGUCAUCCGUUUUGGUCAAGGACGACAGACUGACCAAGUUCGACAACGUUUUGACAGACUCCAGAGAACUCCACCUCUCCAAUACUGCAUCUGCGAUUAUACAUUCAACGGGAAACGCGACACAGGUUAUAAGACGAGUCUGUUAUGAGGAUGAUAAGAGGGAUCCGAGGUUUCUGAUGGACGAACCUGAAGGCUUGAUCGCUGGUGAUGAUGCCAAGAUGGUGGCGGAAGACAGUUCUAGAGAUGCGACGUUGGAAUCCAUUGCGGGUGAUGAUGAGAACUCCUUACCAGAAAGACACACGGAGUUGUUUUGGGAGUCCAAUUCAGCGUCCGAAAGAUCUGAGAGCAGACGGCCUAUGGAUUUUAGCAGUGACAGCGAAAAGUGUUGCAAGAGUCCUUCGUUUGAUGAAGCCAACUCAACAGACUCUAGUGGAGUGGGGACGCAUAUGAGACUCGACUCGGUUAUCAAGAAUGCCAGAGGGAUGGAACGCAGUUGCAGCGCUGACGGGUCAUCCGCUGAUGACACGCAUCCGCCGUUGCGGACUUAUCCUGCAAAGCGGAUGUAUCACGUUUUGGAUGCGGAUGCGGAACGGAGUGUUUCAGGGAAGACGAGGGCCGGCGAACGGUCCUACAGCUCGGAGGUCCGACGACGAGCCUCCGGGCGGGGGGUCGUCAAACGCGGAUGCCAUUGCUGCAGUGGCUCCCCGGCCCCUCCGAGGCCCAAGAAGUCGCGCCAGAAGAAGCCGACCAUGGAUUUUACUAAUUAAAAAGACAUUUUAGUUUUUUUUUUUGGACUUGAAUGGUUGCCGUAGACUGACACCGAUCUCUCAAAUUGAGGUUUGUUUAGUGAUUAAGUGAUAAAAAUUGUUAAUGUCGUUUUGUAUAUAACAAUUUAGAUUUUGUUUGCAAUUUUCAUUUUGUCUUUCUUAGUUUUCUUUUUUUUGUUGAUAUAUUUAGCUCGUAAGUUUAGCUGUUUCUUUUAUUUUUGUGUUAUUGUGUUAGGAUUUUUUAAACCGACACCGGUCAGUUCAAAUCUGUUUAUCUUUUUUUUUUCGAGCUCUAUUUUCAUAAUUUAAAGAGUAGCUAUUAUUUUCAGAAGAAGAUAUUGAGUUUGAUUGUUAACUUUCGUGUAAUAUAAAUUUAUACAUAUUGUAUUAUUAAUAAAUUAAUUAUUGUAUAAAAAAACUGGUAUUUCAUAGGUUACCUCAGUGAAGGUUAAGCGUUUCAGUUAGAUGAUACAGGCCAUACUCAAAAUGUGAAUUUUGUCCUAGAUUUAUAGAUGUACGGUAAAAGUCUAUAAUAACCCUUCUUUAUAAUGCUAGACUGAUAAAGUGAUUUCUCCUUAGCGUAAUACCGUUAGCAACGCCGGUAUUUUUUGUACUUUAAUUUUCUAUACUGUGUACUAUAUUAUUAGAUUUAAUUGAAAAUGGCAACUUCCAUGGGAACUGCACAAAUCGAUCGUCAAUACGACGUUGAGCUUUAAACUUUGGCGGUUUACUUUUCUAGAUUACGUUUUGAGAAACAAUCGGUGCCAACGCGCCGUAACACUUUGCGUUUGCGUCUCAGACUAAUUACAUAAGGACCUAGACGUCACAUUUCUGUCACAGUAUAUGAUCAAUGAUCUAAUGCGAUUAUAAAAACUGUCUACUAUAGAAUCGAUGUUUCAUAGUUGUAAUCCGGUUAAAGAGCUCCGUAAAAAUACCUUUCUGUGUAGUUGAAUGGUGUAAAAAACGGGGAAAAACUUCUAGUUUAUUAUAUGAUAUAUACCAAAACUAAGCUCGUUUUCCAUAAUAAAUGACAUAAUUUUGUUCGUGAAUGUGAAUGCGAUACUUGUCCUUCUAUGAUUGGUCUGAGGUUUACGUCAACGCGUUUUUUAAAGGUAUAGUGAAAUUUAUUAUGUGUGAAUUUAAUAUCCAUAUUAAGUGUGUAAAUAACAACGUCCCCCUAAUAUUUGUCUUAGGGACGGUCUAGUCACUCGUACCGUAAACUCAGCGCGGUUUCGUCGGUACUUGCCCGACUUUUUAAGGCUAUAAGCCGCAAAUACAGUAUUCUACCGCUUGUGUAUAUAAACAUAUAGGUAUGGGGAAAACUACCCUCAUUUUUCGAUAAAAUAAUAACUUGCGCAUUACGCGUACUAAAUGUAUAUAAAUGUGGAAGGAGUUAGUGAAUUUAGUAAGCUCGAUCGUUCUCAAGACGGUCUUAUAUUAUAGUGAAUUGUAACAAAAUAUAUGUUUUGUGCGCUCGUAAUCGAGUCGAAUUUCGGUAUAAUAUAGACCAUAGUUCACGAUGUUACUUCAAGUAGUGCGUAAGAUAGUGGUGUUAGGUAAAGUUCAUAAUAGGUGUACAAUAUUCCUUUGGUCGGUUCUUCGGAUGGUGUUGUGACUACCCCCAAUUUAUUCGAACUUUUUAUCGAGUUACAUGUUUUAUUAUAUGAAAUUUUGAUGAGGAUGUAACUUUAUGGGUAGAUACAAACUUUGGCAGCGUCGCGAGAAUAUCAUAAAAAUAGCUGAUAUUAAAUAAGUGGCGGAAAAUAUCGGUAGAUCGCAAAUGAGGAUGGAUUUUUUUGCUACUGUCAGAUUUUUACAAUCGAUUAACUAGGUUGAGUGCAAACGAAAUAGUCGUAAAUAGUGCUUGUUUUAGGGAUAUUUCCUUUUCAAGGAAAAAUUUAUCCUUCAGAUAUAUAGAAAACUGUGAAGACCGACUAAAGGCAAUUUGAUUGUCCAAAACAAUUUUGGGACUCGUACAUUUUUUUGGAGAUUUCAAUGUAUAUUUUUCUCUGGAAAAUACAAAACAGAUUUUCUGCCAUUUCUUAUUAAAAUUAAGCAUUCGAAUUUUUUAUAUAAUCCCCGUAUGUUGUUGUUGUUCUAUAUAUUUGUAGAUGGGUUUACCUACGAUAUUACUGUCAAACUACAUGUAUGUAAUGAAGAUUUAUUUGUUUUUGUUAUUUUUCACUUAGAGGUUAAAACAAAUUAUUAGCUGUAAUUGACUUAAUAAUGUUUAGGUUUCAUUAUGAAAAGAUUUAUUUUUAAUGUCAUCUAAAAAUGUGUUUAACGAAAUUAACGUUUAUUGUGUAAACAUUAUUUUUAAAAGUGCUACAGAAAAUGAUCAUUAAAAACUUAUCUAUUACAUAA
This is a messenger RNA of Bicyclus anynana (squinting bush brown), 21930 nucleotides long. RefSeq lists its product as uncharacterized. The transcript is spliced from 17 exons. Lineage: Eukaryota; Metazoa; Arthropoda; Insecta; Lepidoptera; Nymphalidae. The coding region runs from base 52 to 19566 and encodes 6504 amino acids. The record is from RefSeq and is a predicted model, not a curated record.